AUGAACUACCCGAUGUAUGUUGGCGAGUACUCCGAUGAUCGUACAGGCUUCGAUGAGGAGGUUGACGAGGAAGUCAUACCGUGGAUUGUGUGGUUCUGCGAAAUGAAGAGCCACGAGUUUUUCUGCGUGGUGGACAGGGACUUCAUUGACGAUGAGUUCAACCUUACCGGUCUUUCCUCCAUGGUAUCCUUCUACCACUAUGCGCUCGAUCUGAUUCUGGACCUCGAAACGCAGAGCAGCUCCCGGCUGACGGAAGAACAACAGCGGCUUGUGGAGUCCUCCGCCGAAACGCUUUACGGUCUCAUCCACGCCCGCUUCAUCACGACACCGCGCGGUUUGAAGCUUAUGGAAGAAAAAUUUGUCGAAGGGGAGUUUGGCCGGUGCCCCCGAGUGUUUUGUGGCGGCCAAGCGGUGUUACCCGUGGGCCAGAGUGACGUGGUGCGCGAAAGCUCAGUGAAACUCUUCUGUCCAAAAUGUCAGGACAUUUAUUAUCCGCGGUCCUCACGACACCGCGCACUAGACGGUGCCUUCUGGGGGACAACGUUCCCACACCUCUUUCUUAUGCAUCUCAGGGAGAAUGGAAAGGUGAUUGGGCGCCCCAAGCAGCAAUAUAUCCCUCGUAUCUACGGCUUUCGGCUGCACAACAAGGAAAAGUGCGUUCGCGACGAAGAUGUGGAGCGGGCCGGGAGUGUUGGCGGUGGUGCUGCAGGCGCCGACGAGGGAGAUGCCGAAGAAGAGGAAGAACAAGAGGAAGAGGAGGGAAGUCACCACCAGCAACAAAUUGGUGGGGAGGGCAGUACACGACAAAAUACACCCAACUCUCGUAAGGGACGGAGUGGCGCUAGGGGGCCCAGAGGAGAGCCUGAGGAGACACCAAAGAGAUAA
Molecule: messenger RNA, 885 nt
Organism: Trypanosoma brucei brucei TREU927
Lineage: Eukaryota; Euglenozoa; Kinetoplastea; Trypanosomatida; Trypanosomatidae
Product: protein kinase ck2 regulatory subunit, putative
Exons: 1
Coding region: 1-885 (294 amino acids)
Cellular component (GO): protein kinase CK2 complex; cytoplasm
Molecular function (GO): protein kinase regulator activity
Source: RefSeq, a predicted model, not a curated record